AUGGCCCUUCCUCCAGAGCAGAUCAACAUCAAACGGCGCCGGGAAGAAGAGCCUGUCGAGACCCUGUACAUUCAAUCUGCAUUGCAUCAGACCAAACGCCGAUUCACGGACUUUGUCUUCCAACGAGUCCCGCUGAAAACCGACGAUGACGCUGCAGAUGAUCCUGCUAGCGCACCUGCGCCUGCACAUCCGGCUGCACAGCGCUUGCUGCGCAGCCCCCGCUCGGUGAGCAGCUUGCAUAUCCCGGCUCGUCGGGCUCCACCGCAGCAGAGCUCGUCCAGCGGCGUGCCCAUGGUACGGGCGACCUCGCCAGGCGCCGAGUUCCGAGAAGCGCAGCGUCUUGCUGCGGCCCGGAAAGAGUCUGGGGACAAGCUCAAGCGCGCUCUGUACUCGUCUCCUGUGCCAUCAGAGUCCCAGGAUGCCCCUGACACAGGUAUCUCUGCCGCGCCGAGUACCAGGGAAACCACCCCCGGCUCGGGAGCACGCCCGUCGUCGGCCCGCGCGCAUCCGCUGCGUCGGUUCCAAAUCUCGCGUGGCAUCCAAAAGCGUCGCGCAGAUGGCUCGGUACCUGGAGUCGCCGUGUUGGUCGAGCAAUUGCGCCGCAAACCGCAUUCGCGGCAGGCGUCGAUGGUCGCGGAUCUCGCAGUCCAGCAGGCUCAAUCAGAAGCCCCGAGCUCGCCCGUCAAACCCCGGAAACGACCCGUGGUGAACCAGGCAGAGAAACAGUGGCGCGAAGAGCGCAAGGGCGCCAUUUCAGCCGCGAAGCAACAUCUGUCCGACACGCUGGAGAAAUCAGCUCAGGCACAGCAGACUACUUGGGACGAUGAGUCGGACCGUCUUGCCCGUGAAUUCGAGCAAGUCGCGCUGGAGAUCGAGGAACAGGACCAGCAGCAGCACAUGGACGUCGACCCCACCCAGGCAACCCAUACCCGCACCCCUCUGGCUUCGCAGCAGCACACACCGGGAUCUCCUCACAAGCAGCCCCUGAAAUACCAGCCCAGGCCACCCAAGCAACCCCGAACCGCCCCGGCCUCAUCUCAGCCCCCCGCAGAGCGUGAGGAGUCGGGGAUGGGGGAUGUGUCCGCCCCCCGGGAGGCAGAUGACAAUGACGGCGACUACGUCUACGAUGUCUACAUCCGGCGUCCACUGGCAGAAAGCGAAAUGUUGACGAACCCGCUGGCUGAGUUUGAGUCAGAUCAGCAGCAGAAGCACGCCGAGGCAUCCCACCGAGGUGUUGGUGUCAUUGUGAUCACCGCCGAGGACGAGGAGUACUGGGAGCAUUUCAUCGAGGAUGACGAGGAAGAGUGGGAUAGUGAGGAUGCGGACUCGAAUGCCGAAAAUAAUCCCGCCAAUGAUUAUCCUGACGAGGAGCUCUCCUCAUCCGAUGAGGACGAUGACCCCUCUGCUAUUUACUCCCGCUACCGACACCGCGGCGCAUCCGAUGACGAGGAAUAUGAUCUGGAUGACUCGGCCAGCGAGAGUGGCGCACGCUAUGGUGGAUGGGUAUCACGACGACGCUUUGACAGGCACGUAGAUUCGGAUGAGAGUUAUUAA
Messenger RNA from Penicillium alfredii, 1554 nucleotides. RefSeq names its product Iwr1 domain-containing protein. The record is from RefSeq and is a predicted model, not a curated record. The transcript is spliced from 4 exons. Bases 1 to 1554 code for a protein of 517 amino acids. Gene Ontology annotation, biological process: protein import into nucleus. Gene Ontology annotation, cellular component: cytoplasm. Lineage: Eukaryota; Fungi; Ascomycota; Eurotiomycetes; Eurotiales; Aspergillaceae.